Microstroma glucosiphilum is the source of this 630-nucleotide messenger RNA. RefSeq names its product TRAPP I complex. Bases 1 to 630 code for a protein of 209 amino acids. The transcript is spliced from 4 exons. Gene Ontology annotation, biological process: intra-Golgi vesicle-mediated transport; endoplasmic reticulum to Golgi vesicle-mediated transport. Lineage: Eukaryota; Fungi; Basidiomycota; Exobasidiomycetes; Microstromatales; Microstromataceae. The record is from RefSeq and is a predicted model, not a curated record. Gene Ontology annotation, cellular component: TRAPP complex; cytosol; cis-Golgi network membrane.
AUGUCAACCAAGCAAUACAAGACUGCAGGAGAUGAAGUAUGGAGGAACAGGACAGACAAGGUGUCGAGUGAGCUCUUCACGAUGACUUAUGGCGCGCUAGUCAUCCAGCUCAUCAAAGACUAUCAAGACUACAGUGAAGUCAACAAGCAGUUGGACAAGAUGGGUUACAACAUUGGGACGAGGCUGAUCGAGGACUUCCUCGCUCGAACGAAUAUGCCGAGGUGUACAGAUUUCCGCGACACGGGUGAGGUCAUCAGCAAAGUCGGCUUCAAGAUGUUCCUCAACACUACCCCUACUGUCAUCCACCACAAUCGGAGCUCGAUGCCAGCAGACGCCUCGGGGUCGAAUCCCACCGCCGCUUCGCAGAAUCAGCAACCACAGCAAGAGUUCUCUCUGAUAUUGGAGGAAAAUCCGCUAUCAGAGUUUGUAGAGAUGCCCCCGGACGCACGGGAGGGAGGAUUGUGGUGGAGCAACGUCUUGGCCGGCGUGAUUCGCGGCGCUCUGGAGAUGGUGCAAUUGCAGACAACGGCCUACUUUGUUUCAGACGUACUGAGAGGGGACGAACAGACCGAACUGAGGGUCAGGCUGGUGAAAUUCAUGGAGGAGGAGGCACCGCCGGCUGAUGAUUGA